UACUUCCUCUAUUUCUCACUCUCAAACCUGAAAUAAACUUCGUCUAAAUUAUUAACCAACAGAUUUAAUUACUAAUUAUGGCAACAAUGGAUCGCGAUCGCGAUACCAGAGACCCAAGGCAAAUCCAUGUCCACACCCAACACGCAUCCCUUCACGCCGGCAAUGUAAGAGGUGCUGGCGGCGGUUACGGUAGUAGCACCGGAGGCGGUCCAACCGCGUCGCAAGUGAUUGCUUUGGUAACCCUUGUCCCUGUCACUGGCACCCUCCUCUUCUUGGCGGGCCUCACUUUACUCGGGACCGUCAUCGGGUUAUGCCUAGCAACCCCGGUAUUCCUCCUCUUCAGCCCUGUCCUAGUCCCUGCUGCUCUUCUUAUGGGGCUUGCUGUCACCGGGUUCCUCUCCUCUGGCGCGUUUGGUCUCACGGGCCUGUCUUCGCUGUCUCGUGUCGUGGGGUAUAUUCGACAGGCGGGGCGUAGAAUGCCUGAUGAUUUGGAUUAUGCUAAGCGUCGUGUGGCGGAUAUGGCGGCGUUUGCGGGACAGAAGACGAAGGAUGUGGGACAGACUAUUGAGAGUAAGGCUCGUGAAAGUGGGACUCAUACCACUAGUGGUGGUACUACUGCUACUACUAGGACUUGAAAAUGAGGAGCAUGCAUGCAACGAGUUUUUAUGUUGAUGAUGAGUUAGUUUCCUUGGUUGGGUUUUGCAGGGUGUAAAUUAAAUUUUCAGUUUGUAACGUUGUUGUUCAUGUUAUAACUUUUUAUGGGUUAUUGAAUAAUUUUAUGAUUCCAAUGUAAUGUUUAUGCUCGAGUAUGAUCAAGUACCUGCCUUUUUGUUCAUUU
Chenopodium quinoa (quinoa) is the source of this 838-nucleotide messenger RNA. Its product is annotated as oleosin 18.2 kDa-like. Gene Ontology annotation, biological process: lipid storage; seed oilbody biogenesis; response to freezing. The transcript has a single exon. Bases 78 to 635 code for a protein of 185 amino acids. NCBI's taxonomy places the organism in Eukaryota, Viridiplantae, Streptophyta, Magnoliopsida, Caryophyllales, Amaranthaceae. Gene Ontology annotation, cellular component: membrane; monolayer-surrounded lipid storage body. The record is from RefSeq and is a predicted model, not a curated record.